Molecule: messenger RNA, 258 nt
Organism: Fusarium proliferatum ET1
Lineage: Eukaryota; Fungi; Ascomycota; Sordariomycetes; Hypocreales; Nectriaceae
Exons: 4
Coding region: 1-258 (85 amino acids)
Source: RefSeq, a predicted model, not a curated record
AUGCAACUUCUUUAUGUCCUUACUGGCCUGCUUGCCGGGGCCUCCGUUGCCGUCGCGUCUCCAGCUUCAGAGCCAAAUACCAAGCUCAAGACCCGUCAGUUUAAUUAUGGGAAAUGCAAUGGUACUAGCUGCAAGGUUGCACUGUCCAAUUUGAGGUGUCAGGUCGGCUCGUGUACCAGACAAAGCGGCGCUGGUGAUGGAAAGACUUGCUGGAUUGAUGAUAGGGAUCACAAAGUUCACUGUCCAGGACGGGGCUGA